AUGCAUGGCAAGCGUGACCGUCGCAUCGGCGACCGUUGUCUUUCCGUCUUAACCGAUGAGAAGCAGGAUAUAAGCGAUCUGCUUGGUUACAUCGGUUUCUACAGGGAGGCGCUCGAUCUGCUGCCGAUAGCGGCGAUUCCCUCACUGGUCCCGCGCCUCCUCAAGGCCGGCAUGCCCAUCGGCUUCCUCGACCCAGUCUCCAACAUCAUCGCCAACACCAUCGCCUACACCCCUUCACCGACGCCUGGAUCCGACCAGGAGGAGGAGGCGCCGUCGUCGGAGUGGAUCCUCUCCAAGAUCAUCACCGACACGAACGACAAGUCUGUCUUCAGAGUACCGCUUUCCCGGCAAAAUGCCCAUGGCAUGACCCUCGCGCGGCGGUCGCUGGACGGUCUUGUCAGCUUCCUCACCUCCCACUACCGCUACCUCAUCAGCAGGGAAGCCAUGAGCUACCUGCUCCUGGCCAGGGCCGAUCUUCUCACCGCUGUGCGCCUCAUCGAGCGGGAUCGUAACAAGAGGCGCAAUGUGUUCAGUAUUACCUCCUCUACCAACAAGGUCGCUCUGGAAUGUGCUGCUGUGUCUGCAAGGCAUCCUGAACCAGAUGUCCUGGUGAAAGCGUCGCUGACUAUGGCCUCUCGCGAUGUCUCCAUGCUUUUGACUGGACAAGGCCCUCUCUCGCCUGCAACCCUCGAGAGCCUCGCCGAGCUGCUCAGGCAAGGCCCUACGGGCAUGGAUCUCAUCAACGUAUCACUGGAUCAUCUUCGUGUUAAUGAGAAGGACAACAAUAAAAAGAGAAAGAGAAGCCGACAGACAUCAGAAUCCACAGAGGGGAGUAGGGCACAUAAGAAGAGUGUCGGUCCUCAGUUGACAUUCAGAUACACGCUGGCUCUGAAGCUUUUGCUCCUCGGCAAGAUCCAUGGGCACUACCUAGAGGCACUUGCCAAGCUGCCCCGGGACGGCCUGCGCAGGCAUCACCACUGCAGCCUCCUGAGGGGUGGAUACUGCUAUGGCCCCAGGGAUCCUGUCUCCAACAUCAUCCUCAACACCAUCUGGUACGGCUCUAUGUUCCCCACGCCCCACAAGUUCGAGCUGCAAUUUAAGGUGGACAUGAUAUGCACACGCAUGCUUGCACGCAUCGAGUGCUGCUCCCUUUACGGCCUUGUUACCUUCCUUCGCACCUGUGCCCCUGAACUCACAGAGCACGACGCCAUCUGGUAUUUGUUCAGGAGCGGUGCGGAUGUACACAAGGCCAUCCGUGAGGUAAAGAAGCAUGGUCAUCAUGUGCCUGGCAAUUACCAGGACGCCUAUAUGCAAGCGGCGGUUGUUUCAUGGCACGAUGACCCUGAUGAGCUGGUCAAAUUUGCUACGUCUUCAUUGAACAUGGAGUCUGCCAAGUUGUUAGCACUAUUACAGGGCACACUUACCAACGACGGAGUCGAAUGCCUCACCAUGGCUCUGCCACAUAAAUCUCCAGCUACCAAGUCCCAGGAGCAGGCUCAGCAACCGAACCAGGUGACCUCAAGCUCACAGGUCUUGAGCAAGAACCAGAAAAUUUUCAUUUCAGAGUUUCGGAAAAAGUUUAGGCGCGACCAAAACUUCUUUGUCAGAAAGGUCAAGGCGGUAUUGAGCGACUACUCUCAGCGAAAAGUGGUGCACUAUAAACUUCAUAUCAUUUGUGACGUGAAUCCUAGGGUACCAGAUGGACCAAGCGUUGCUCUCGUUAAGAAGAAAUUCCAAUUUGAAUACUUCCAUAUCAACUUUUUGGCAACAGCGCCAAAUUCUGCUGUCGCAGCUCCAGAACUGUUCUUUGCUCAAUGUAGCAAUAGUAUCAAAGAGAUGCAGGAGAGACCAUCCUGGUGCACCCCUGUAUCGGAUUCUUCUAUAGAUAAUGCUCGAUGUUUCUCUUGCGAGUUUAAUGGGGCGAAGAUUGUGCAUCCAUGUGAUGAAACAUACUGUGGGUGCUACGAGGAUUUCAAACUUAUGGCUCAUGGUAAACAUGGCACUGGGAAUGAACUUCUUACCAGUUCCUGUCAUUCUCAUUCUGAUGUAAUGGCCACAAUGACACAAGAUUUCAUUUAUUUUUAUCCCAAUAUGGAUUCAAAGUUUGCAGAAAUGAACCCAAUCUCCAAUGUGGCUAGGAAGUUGAAAGAAUGGAAGGGUAGAAUCUUCUGA
Triticum turgidum subsp. durum (durum wheat) is the source of this 2172-nucleotide messenger RNA. The record is from the annotation of a GenBank genome assembly. Lineage: Eukaryota; Viridiplantae; Streptophyta; Magnoliopsida; Poales; Poaceae.